CGUUGGAUCCCGCAGCAAACUCCUUUGUCUUCUAAGUUAGGCCUAUUUGGCGUAUUUUCUGUUCUCUGAAGCACAAACUGGGCCCGUGACUUAAAGGUCGGCGCAGCUUGACCCGCCUAGUGGAGCAGUCCUGGCAGUACGACCCUCCCCUCCCGACUGCGGUGGUACGGUCUGGAGAGGGCUACUGAGCGGUCGCGGGGGGGGCCGACACCGCCUUUCCCUCCCCUCCGGCUCAGCUCCGGUGGAUCGGUCCGGAAGGUACCAACGUGCGCUGUCGGGGAGCGCUGGGGUUCAGCAGCACUGCCCCCCCGCCCGGCCGCUGUGGUACGGACCAGAAAGUGCCAAUGUGCUCUGCGGCCGCCGGCGGCGCUGUAGUUCAGCUGCAGGUCUCAGCCGGGCGACGGGCGUCCUCGGGGUGGCUAGGAGUCGGCCGUGGCUUCCCGUGCGUCACUUCCGGCCCCCGCCUUGAGUGACGGGGCUUCUGAGCCCCGACUUGCCUGGCUUGCGGACCCCCCCUGGGGGCGUACGACCCUUUGCUGCUCCCUUGGCGUCAAGCUCCUGCGCUCCCGUCCGCGCUGCCCCCGGCUCCGCUGGGCGCUCCUUGGUCCCGGGCCGCGCGGGGAUCCAGCCGACCCCUAUGCCUGGAGCCGACCCGGCACCCCCGUCCCGGACGCGCACGGAGGCCCCGCCGGCGCCGGGGCGCGUGGAGGCGCGCGGCCGGCUGCCCCGCGCGCCGCCCCGGGGCCGCGCCGGCGGGAGACGUGGAUGAGCGCAGGUCCGCGGCCACCCUGCCCACGCCGGGCUGUCCUGGCGGGGCCUCCGUGCGCCAGCCCGGCCGCCCCCUUCCUCGGGAGCCCCGGCCCCGCCACGUUGGGGUUCGUCUGCCUGGAGACCCGGCCUCCGUCCCGCCACGCGGGUCCAGGACACAGGACAAGAACUGCUUUUCUCUGAAGGCGACUUAAAUCUCUGGGUUAAGGACGGACAGACCGUGGAAACCCAGGGGCCAGGACUGGGUUUUAGCCUCUGCAUCCAUGCUCUGCUGGGGCAGGUGCUUUUGGGGAUCGUGUUCAUGUUGGCUGGAGCUGCUGCCUCCUUCUCCACCUGUGUCCCCGCAUCUGUGAAGUGGCUGUGACUCGCGCUGAGCCGUCCUGGCCCCAGCAUGUCGUCUUCUGCAAAGCCCCAAGCACUGGAGGAAACCAUGCCUGGAUGCGAGGAGGAGCCAAAGGGAAGGGGACUUCUCACCUGGGGCUCCCUUUUUGGUCACCAAAGCGAGAAGAUCAUCUUUACCAAGGGUGAGGGCAACCCGGAGGAGAGCCUGCUCACUGUCACCAUCACGGAGACCACCGUCAUCGAGUCGGAUUUGGGCGUGUGGAGCUCACGGGCGCUUAUCUACCUUUCACUGUGGUUCUUCUUCAGCUUCUGCACACUGUUCCUCAACAAGUACAUCCUGUCCCUGCUGGAGGGUGAGCCCAGUAUGCUAGGUGCCGUGCAAAUGCUGUCUACUACAUUAAUCGGAUGUGUUAAGAUAUUUGUCCCUUGCUGUUUAUAUCAGCACAAAACCCGGCACUCUUAUCCACCCAACUUCAUCAUGACCAUGCUCUUUGUGGGUCUAAUGAGGUUUGCGACAGUGGUCUUGGGGCUGGUCAGCCUGAAGAACGUAGCGGUGUCUUUUGCUGAGACAGUGAAGAGUUCUGCACCCAUCUUCACUGUGAUCAUGUCUCGGAUGAUCCUAGGGGAAUACACAGGGCUGCUGGUCAACCUGUCCCUCAUCCCAGUCAUGGGAGGGCUGGCACUGUGCACUGCCACUGAGAUAAGCUUCAACAUCCUGGGGUUUUCAGCCGCAUUAUCCACCAACAUCAUGGACUGUUUGCAGAAUGUCUUUUCAAAAAAGCUUCUCAGCGGGGACAAGUACAGGUUCUCGGCUCCGGAGCUGCAGUUCUACACGAGUGCCGCAGCUAUGGCUAUGCUGAUUCCUGCCUGGAUCUUCUUCAUGGACAUGCCUGUGAUUGGAAGGAGCGGAAAGAGUUUCAACUACAACCAGGACAUCAUGCUGCUGCUCCUGACGGAUGGUGCCCUGUUCCACCUUCAGAGUGUUACUGCUUACGCCCUCAUGGGGAAGAUCUCACCCGUGACUUUCAGCGUUGCCAGCACCGUGAAGCAUGCCUUGUCCAUCUGGCUCAGCAUCAUCGUUUUUGGCAACAAAAUCACCAGCCUGUCAGCCAUUGGCACCAUCCUUGUGACAGUGGGCGUCUUGCUCUACAACAAGGCCAGGCAGCACCAGCAGGAAGCCAUGCAGAGCCUGGCCUCAGCCACCAGUCGGGUCCCAGAGGAUGAAACAGAGCCACUUGUUUCUCAGGAUCCCAGACAGCACCACUGAGUGCAGGCCUCUGACUGCACAGCCACCGCUGGGCUCCUCCUGACACUGUGUCUUCUGGAAACCAGGCCCCCCGGGGCUGCCUUCCUGCAUCACCAGGUGGGCUGGGAGGGGGAUUGUGUGGUGGGGAGGGAGCUCUCCUGCCCUUCAUUGGAAAUCAGGGGUCAGCUUCCACCCAACAGGAAACCACAUCCACUGACUGCUGACCACUUCAGGAGGGAGUGGAGCAGCCCACAGAGCCACUUUGUGCACAUUGUCAGGGCUGCAUUUGAGCCAGGCCCAAGCGCCUCUGCACUGAUGCUGUCUGUGGAGCUGUUGAGGCUCUAGUGCCAACAUAAGCAACUCCCUGCCUCAUGCCAGUUUGAAGACCUCAACUUCCUGCUGCCAGUGCCAUCGCUGAAGCUGCCUGGUCUCUGACCACUGUGAAGAUUGGCUGAAGUGUCCACCUGCAGGCUGAUGUGCUGGGACAGAAGUCUCAGGUGCUCAUGGCCCCAGGCAUGAGAUCGGGCAGAGAGGCUCAGAAACGAGGGUCUCCUACCAAGGGCAGAGGCUUUGGCUCUCUCCCUGCCCUAGAGAUAUUGGUCAUCACCGAGAGUUCUGGGGUCAUUUCCUCCCCCACAGCCUCAGCAUCACACGAUGCUAGAGAGACUUCCUUCUGUGAAGAGAAAGCUGCGCUUCCCAGUCUGAGCUGCACUGAGCCCCACCUCCACAGGUUGCUUUCCAUACUGGAUACUGCCCAUUAGGGAUUUCCUGCCCUGGAGGUUGGGGACAAAUCUCUUCGGUGUCCUUAGGUGGGUGCCCUGGCAUUUCUUUCCUGUCCUGGACCUGAUGAGUGUGACAUGGGCUGUUUAAAGUUCUGCUUGUGCUAAGCCAGUUUCUAAUCUUAUAGCCAGCAGUCCCAAGAUUCCUUGCAGGGAUGAGUUGAGGGGAUGUUUGUCAGAACCUUUGAAGUGUUUAGUUUACACUGCAUUCAAAGUGACACUGGAUGUUAUAGCAAAGCAAGCACCCGUACCUGAAGGUUUCUGGAGUGUGUCUGAGUGUUAGGUGGACCCCAGCCCUGAUAUGCCUGGCCAUCCCUCAGGGGUUCUGAGCCUGCCCCUCCUCAAGGUCACUUGUCCCAGCACUCAGUAAGGAAGCUUGAGGAAUGGAGGAUAACCACACCAGAGUUUGAGCCUCAUGAGGGUGAGGUUCCACUUUAUUCCUCAUUUUUCAGGGUUCUGAUCUGGGGUGCAAUCCUUCAGUCAGUGUUUGAGACCCUUCCAUCACCUUGAACUCUGGGGUUUGUGAGCUGCAGCCACUGGCACUAACUGCUCCUAGUCAGUCUUGUUUCCCUUUCCUGCUCUUUUGGUCUUUGGUACCUGUGAUGGUUCACUGGUUUUCCACUGAGCUUCUCUACUGGAAAAUAGGAAAGUAGCCCCUCUGAGAGAGAAAAUCUCUCAGUACAAAGAGCAAUAAUCAUACCUCAUUCAAAGUUCUAUUGGAAAAGUCUGCCAUGAUGAUGGAUGAGGCCUUUUAACCUAGAAGCCAGCUUUUUAUAGACACAAACUUCCUGUGUGCGGGGACAGGCCAAGUGUGUGCCCCCACCCUAGGUCACUUCCACUGUGAAGAUGUUUUGUUAUGUGACUUUGCCCACGUUACCAUUUCUUUCCUUUCCUCUCUGCUUUCCCCAAAGCUGAAGACAAUGCAGAAGAGAUAGCCAGGUGGUGGUGCUAGACUGAUCCUCAAAGUAGCCUGUCCACUUGAGAAUAUGGCUACCAAGCUGCUGGCGUGAGGAGAAUGGCACAUGCCUGUGGGGGCCAGUCACGGAAGCCUCCUGGUCUUCCUGCAGACCUUGUCUGAGUGCUCAGAAGCCCAGGCGCCUGGCUUCCGAGUAUUGUGGGAUUAGGAAGCGGUCUUUGACUUGCCACUCCCCUCCUGCCUCACAAACAGCUCUCAGCCUGUUUUGAUUUUCUAAAUUUGUGGACCAAAAGCAAAAACAAAGAUUUUCCUAAAUUAUUAGCAAGUGAGGCAAUUUCCUGUAAAUCUGCUUUUGAUACUUUUCCUUGUCCUAUGUGGAAAGAUCACGGCAUCUGUGUUGUGGCCAACGCAGUACCCCUCACCCAGCUUCACAUUCCUUCCCAGUAUCACCACACCUUGCUUGUUGCCUGCCAGCUGCUGCUUCCCACAGCAAUUCAGAAUAGCCCCAGGCUCAGCAUGGCCAUUUGUUACAACUGUACAGACAAUAUGGCUUUUUUAAUCACUUGGUCUAGUACUUUUAUAGGAUAGUAUGUUCUCAAGGAAUCGUCACAGUUGUGUGUGGAAGCACUGACACUAGGUGUCAUUACUUAUGUUGGUUAAUUCCUCCUGUGUCCAUGUCAUUGUGCCUUUGUAAACAAACAGAACACUUGACAGACCGUCCAAGUCCAGCCAUCCACUUACUUACUUAGAGAUAUGUAGGUUUCUAAUUUCAAAAAACCUUCCAUGAGUUCAGGAUACAGCUCACUAGUACAGCACUUGCCUGGCAUGUGCGAGGCCCUGGGUUUGAUUUCCCAGCACUUAAAAAUUCUUCCACACAAUUAAAUGUCAUCAAAAGAUUUUUUUCAUUGUUUUUUUGUUUUGUUUUGUUUUUUAAUUCUAGCUUGGUGACAGUGCCCCAUGCCUGUAAUACCAGGUACUAAGGAGACAGAUAUCAGAGCAAGAUAGAGGUUCAAGGCCAGUCCAGGGAAAAUGAAAGCAAGACCCUAUCUCAAAAAUACCCAACACAGUGGCUCAAGUGGUGAGCACCUGCCUAGCAAGCAUCAGGCCCUGAGUUCAAACUCCAGUACUGCCAAAAAAAAUUCAGAUAGUCAUAAUUUCCUGUGUCAGCAUUAUAAUUUGCCUGCCAAGGAAGUUAACCAUACUCUUGCACAAUCUAAAAUGUGUCUUCAAUUUGAGAAAAAUAAACAUGGUGAAUCAGUUUAAAAAAAAACUGUACAAAGACUGUCAGCCAGUGUACUUUUAAAACCCUUCCACAGUUCAAGUGGUAAAGCUCCUGCUUUGCAAACUUGAAGCCCUGAGUUCAAAUA
Molecule: messenger RNA, 5418 nt
Organism: Castor canadensis (American beaver)
Lineage: Eukaryota; Metazoa; Chordata; Mammalia; Rodentia; Castoridae
Gene: Slc35e2b
Product: solute carrier family 35 member E2B
Source: RefSeq, a predicted model, not a curated record